Messenger RNA from Chroicocephalus ridibundus (black-headed gull), 3234 nucleotides. RefSeq names its product IQ motif containing E (gene IQCE). Lineage: Eukaryota; Metazoa; Chordata; Aves; Charadriiformes; Laridae. Bases 117 to 2201 code for a protein of 694 amino acids. The transcript is spliced from 22 exons. The record is from RefSeq and is a predicted model, not a curated record. Gene Ontology annotation, molecular function: protein binding.
GGCCGGCCCUCAGCCCCGGCCGCCGUGGCCGCCCCCCGCCCCGAACCGGGCGCCGUGGCCCGAGGCGGCCCCCGCCGCCCUGCCACCCCCUGAGGGCUCCCCGCCACCCUCCCGCCAUGGCCCGGGGGGCUGGUGAGGCGGCUGCGGACGGGGAGCUGGGAGAUGACAGCAUGUCUGUGAUAACCUGUGAAUCAGAUACAGAAAUGAAGUUAAAGAAGAAAAUUUUUCACAAGCCUCCAAAGUCACCAAAGUCUCCAUACAGCUCUAGCACACAACUGUAUCCUAAAAAAGCUGCAGUUUGGCGAUCUCUGCAGGGAACAGGCAGUGCACGUCUCGAGAGUGCAGCUGUAAAAAACCCAAGGCAGAUGUGGCUGGGAUCACUGAAACAAGGAAUGAGCCAUCCUCUGAAAUCAGAUGUUGACAUGGGGCAUAUGCGAACUAACGUUUCUAGUAGCACUCCAGAAUAUUUGAAGGAAGCUCUAGGAAUGAAGAAGCCAAAACAUUCUCGUUCUUCUAGUAAUGGCUACAUUCCUGGAACUCCUGACUACAAAGAAAAAGAAGACAUGUAUGAUGAAAUUAUAGAACUAAAAAAGACAAUACAAGCUCAGAAAAAUGAGGGAGAUCGAAUGAAAACUAAGCUCCGUCGACUAGAAGAAGAGAACAAUAGAAAAGAUAAACAGAUUGAACAACUGUUGGAUCCUUCCAGGGGCUCUGAGCUGGCACGAGCUUUGUCAGAAAAGAAGACUGAUAAUGGAUGGGUUGUUAGUGGAUUAAAGCAGAAGAUUUUCAAGCUAGAACAACAGUGCAAGGAGAAAGACAACACUAUUAAUAAGUUCCAGGCAGACGUGAAGACCGCUAAUUUGGAAGAAAUGAGGAUAGCUAUGGAAACCUACUAUGAAGAGGUUCAUCGUCUCCAACUCCUCCUGGCAAAAUCUGAGGCUAUGAGGAAAAAUACAGAGGGCAGAGAUACCCAAAAACGACUAAAGGCACUGAAUGCUGCUGUCCUGAGAUUAUCUAGGAACAUCAAGGAAUUGCAGAGUGAGAAUCAGAGGCUGAAAGAAGACCUAGAUCAUGUACUGAGUAGUCCUCCUCCUUCCAAUAAAACAAAAAAUUAUAGUGAGUGGAGCAGACAGAGGCUGGUGAGGCGUAUUUCGGAACUAGAAAAAAAAGUAUGUGCCAUGGAGAACACCAGGGUGUCAUCAGCAGAUAGUGAGUCUUCACAGUUACUUGCUGCGUCAUCUUCGCCUUCUGUAGACCUGGAUCAUCCAGCCUUUCAGCAGGUAGACCAUAUUGAGGAAUGCCGUCGCCUCCAAGGGCUAGUGAAGAAACUGAAGAGUGAUAGGAAGGCACUUCAAAAUCUCCUACUCAAUAAAGAAUUAGACAUCAAGCAGUUACUGCAGGCUAAGGCUGAAGUGGAGCUGGAGCUGCAGAAGUGGCAGAAUAAAAAGGAAGAAAAGAGUACAGAAGAGCAGACUGUAAGCGAGGAAAUCCAGAACCUGACACAGAAAGUGGGGAAGUUGGGGUCAAAAUUGGAGGAAGAGACGAGACAAAAGGCAGAAGAUACAAUGGAAAAGCUUAGUAAGUCUUCACCAGUCCGCACGGUUAAAGGCAAAGAAGAUCACAGGAAGGAACAAGCAGCCAAAAUCAUCCAGAGACAGUGGAAGAUGUACCGAAACAAGGCGAGAAUCUCCUCUCAGGGAACAAAGGACGAAAUUGCUCUGGAUGAGGCAGUUGUAAUGCUUCAGGCAGCUUUCAGAGGACAUUUGGCUCGACAGAAACUGUUGCUGAAUAACAGGAUGCAUGAUGCAAAAUCUCACAACAAGAACUGCUGCAUGUCUCCCAGGUCAAACUCCUUGAGCUUGUCGUCUGAUUGCAAGGAGAAAGACGAGAUUGUGACAUUCAUCCAGUCCAUUUUCAGGGCUCACUUAGCACGUACAGUACUGCUUGAGGAGAGGCCCUCUGUGUCCAGUGCACCAAGUGAGAAAUCAGAUUCUGCAGUUUACAUUACAGGGGAGAAACCAGUCUCAGCAGCACUCCAGAGACCUCCUUCAAUCUUCGUGUCAUCUGUUCCUGCCAGGUCCUCUGAGAAGCAAUCGCCGCCUACUCCCUCACUGUCUGCGGAUGAAGCUCACUCAGACGAUUCGGAUGAUAUUGUCACUGUCCCUCCGUUGUUGCAGAUGAAGAAAAACUACCACUUUUAAGUUCUGGUAACAGGCUCUGGUGAUCGUGAAUUAUUCGAUUCACAAACAAAACUAUUUCUACCAAGAUAAAGCAUAUCAAAGAUGAAAAAAGGGGGAAUAUCAGCCCCUUUUUAAUGGCAGUUGUCAUUAUUUCAACUAUAAAUGAGUAAUUGUUUGAUAUUUGUCUCUGCAAACUUCAUGGCUAAAAGCUGCUGACCGUUAACCUGGUACGCAGAGAGAGUUUGGAUUUAAAAACUAAACCAAAACACUUCAAUGUUUUGUCUCGCAAUGAGGAUUAUAAAUUCAAUUGCCAAAUUUAAAUGAAAGCAAUAAAGCCUUAAGCUAUUUCAUGUCAAAGUUUUGUUCCAGGUCUCCUAAAAUACUUUGAUUAAUCGGAAAGUGAUUAAUGACAUGGCUCCAGUUUUCAGCCUGUGUAUGUGAAGGGGAACAGCUUGUAUUUGUUACCAGGUCCAGCCUGUGUAUGUGAAGGGGAACAGCUUGUAUGUGUUACUAGGUCCUCUCUAUUUAAAAAUUUUACUGUGUCACAUUUUAAUAUCUCUUUUGUUUAUUUUUAUAUUGAACAUUUACAGUCUGUGCAGACCUUGUAAAGGCUUUUAGAAAGCCAUUUUUUUGUCAUAGGGCUAUUCUAAGCCUACUGUAUCAGCAGGGUUUUCUUAUUUAUUGCUUUUUCCAAGUGUGCUUGCUAUGGUAUGUAUAGUACCGUUUUGUAUUUGAAAUGUCCGAUCACAUAAUCAUUUUUUGUAUUUGUCAGAGAAGGUGCGUAAUAGCAGGAGUGUUCUGUGAAGGAUGCCCUUGUGACUGCUUUUUCUGCUUACGGAUCGCAAAUAGGAGUGGAAUAUGCAGGGUCAUCUCUAAUAUGUGAAAACAUUUGAGGUAGGAGAUAUGUUGCUUUAUGUUCUGUUUUAGCUUACGUCACUUGACAGUCUAAAACUUUCACCUAACUCGAUUGCUCAUACCCUGAGGGCUAGCGGGGGGGGUUAAGUCUAAUGUUGCUUUGCUGUUGUUGGUAUCUCUUCUCAGUACUACUUUGCAU